AUGCCUACUCCUCCCGCCGGGACGGCUACAGUGACCAGUCACCCAGGCUCCAGCACCGCAGAGAUAGCAGCUGAGCCCAAUUGGGGCAGUGGCCACCAGCACCGCGUUGGUUAUAUUAAUACAACUGGCCGUCGCGCCGGCUUGACGCACGAGGGCGACCAUGAGCCCGCCGAUGAGGAUGAGCGAGCGUUCAUCCAAGAAGCGACCCGCAAGUAUCGCGAGCUCAGGGCUCGGGCGAAGAAGGGAGAUCUGGUCAACUUUGUGGAUGUUAUGAAGGCGCAAACGGACUACCACCGACAUCGGCCGGAAGUCUACCCGCCUGGCUGGCGCUUUGUGGUGAGGGCAACGGAAGACGAAAUCAAGUAUAAGCAGGACUGGCCAGCCAACAUCAAGCAGCGGGAAAAGGAAGAGCAACAGAAGAAGCAGAAAGAAGACAAUGACUCCGCAGCAAGAUUGGAAAACGGCCACCAAGACACAGCCAAUGAUCCCGAGCAUGACUGGCGUCGUGCCUCGGGCCACAACGAGGACAAGCAUCACGGUGCCUACGGAAAGCACACCACCGGCCAACAGCGCAAUCAAGCCACCGACGGCUUGCGGUCCGAAUGCCAAAGACUUCGCUCAAAGUACACCCCAGAAGAGAUCACCCUCCUCAGACACCUCCAGCAUGAAGCUCACCAGACCCGCGCCUUCACUCUCAAUCCCGGCACGCUUCCAUCGCCGGUUGCACACCUAAAGAUAGAUGCUUCCAUCUCCGGCUCCGACGCUCAAACGCCCGACAACUGGAUUCCGCGCUCUGACGAUCUCAUACGCCGCACAGGCCAGCAUCCGCUGAACGCGGAGCCCAAGCUGAGCGCCCUAUGGGACGCGGGGCUCAUCACACCCAACCGAUUGCACUACGUCCGCAAUCACGGAAGCGUGCCGCGUCUAUACUGGGGUGAGCACGUGGUAGAUGUGUGCUCAGGGCGCCUACGCGUCAGUAUGGACGAGUUGGCAGGUGGGCAACGUUGGGCAAACGUCAACAUUCCCGUAGCGCUAGCUUGUGACGGGAAUCGACGUGGGGAGCUGAACCUCGUGCGCAAGAGUAAAGGGUUUGACUGGGGUGCAGGCGCUGUGAGCUGUGCGUACUGGAAGGGCGUGAGGGUGGCAGAUGUGUUGCGGUCGGCCGGCGUCAGCAUCGACAGAGCCGAAAGCCACAGUAGGAGAUGGGUCAAUUUUGAGGGCGCAGAUGAGCCGAGCGAAGGUAAGUAUGCCACAUGCUUCCCCCUGGAGUAUGUGAUGGACGACAUGAACGAUGUCUUGCUAGCGUAUGAAAUGAACGACCAGCCUUUGCCGCCAGACCACGGAUUUCCGGUCCGGCUGCUGGUGCCGGGGUACGUGGGCGGUAGAAGCGUGAAGUGGUUGGCGAGGAUCUGGAUCAGCGAGAAGGAGAACGACAGCUACUACCACAUCUGGGACAACCGAGUUCUGCCGAGCUUCGUUACGGAAAAGGACGGCGACUUUGCGAAGACAAUGUUCCACCACCCCAGCACCGCGUGCAAUGAGCAGAAUCUGAACAGUGUUAUCGUGAGGCCGGCGCAAGGCGACAAGCUAGACGUGGUGGAGGUUUUGAAGAACGACACUUAUCGUGUGGCGGGAUAUGCUUAUGAGGGCGGCGGACACGAAGUGCAGAGGGUCGAGCUGAGCCUGGAUGGUGGAAAGACAUGGUUGUACUGCUUAAGACAUUUCCCAGACCAACCCAUUCGCCACGGAAACAAGUUUUGGACUUGGAUCCAUUGGCAUAUCGACAUCGACGCAACCCAUUUUGUACGGGCAGAGUCUCUCACGGUGAGGUGCUUCAAUGUGUUCAAGAACACGCAGCCAGAAAAAGGGGUGUGGAAUCUGAUGGGCAUGAUGAACAACGGCUGGUACACAGUCAAGUCGAGCACUGAUCAAGACGGCAAACUGGUCUUUCGCCACCCGUACGACCAAGAGGGCACUGAAGGAGGAGGCUGGAUGAAGCCUUCGGUCGAGAACCAACUAGCCGCAGCCAAGCAAGACAGCGGCGUUCCCGACAAGCAGUUCACGCGAGAGGAGAUUGAGAAGCACAACACGCGCGACGACUGCUGGCUCAUCAUCAACGGCAACGUCUAUGAUGCCACGAGCGUGCUCGAGUGGCACCCAGGGGGGACCGCCGCUCUGCUCGCCAACGCGGGUAAACUGAGCCUCGACGUGACGAGCUCGUUCGAGAAUGUCCACGACGACUACGCGCACAAGAAGCUUGCCGAGUGCGCCAUCGGCAGGGUAACGGACAAAGCGAAGACAUACAUGCAGGAGCAGGCGAAAGCCGAAGCAGAGAAAGCGGCCAAGGGCGCUGGGGACGAAGUGGUUCUCAACAGCAAGCGAUGGAAACCCGUGACGCUCGUGGACAAGACACAACUCUCCCAGGAUACGUUCUCGUACACGUUCCGAUACCGCGAGAAGAAUAACAACAACAGCAGCAGCGGCGGCGGCGGCGGCGGCGGCGGUGCAUCCACCAAGAAACUCGGGCUCGGGACGUGCCAGCACAUCCAGUUCGGCAUCCACAUGCUGGACAAAAUGCUCAUCCGCUCGUACACGCCCACACGCCCGAUCCGCGACGACGAAGACGACGGCACGUUCGAGCUGACGGUGAAAACCUACUUCCCAGACGCCAACCAACCGGGCGGCGCCUUCAGCAACCUCCUCCACGAGCUGACGCCGGGCGAGCAAGUCGACGUCUGCGGCCCCACGGGUGAGAUCACCUACCUUGGCAACGGCACCUUCUCCGUCGAGGGCCAACCGCGGCGCUUCCGGCACGUGAGCCUCGUGCUCGGCGGCAGCGGCGUCACGCCGGGCUUCGCGCUGCUCAAGCGCAUCGCGCAGGACGCGCAGGACGGGACGCGCGUCGCGGUCGUGGACGCCAACAAGACCGAAGACGACAUUCUGCUGCGGGCCGAACUGGCCGCGCUGGUCAAGGAGGGGGGAAAGGGGAAGGUGAGCGUGACGCACGUGCUGAGCCAUCCGAAGGCUCGGGAAGAGUGGGAGGCCCGGGGCGGGCUCAGCGGGCACGUCGACGCCGAGGUCAUCAAAAGUCGACUGUUCGCGCCGAGCGACGGGAGCGUCGUGUUCCUGUGUGGGCCGCCCGGCAUGAUCCAAAAGGCGGCAUUGCCGGCUUUGAAAGAUUGGGGUUAUGAGGAAGACAAGAAUUGCUUCGGAUUCUAA
Messenger RNA from Cyphellophora europaea CBS 101466, 3219 nucleotides. RefSeq lists its product as uncharacterized. NCBI's taxonomy places the organism in Eukaryota, Fungi, Ascomycota, Eurotiomycetes, Chaetothyriales, Cyphellophoraceae. The record is from RefSeq and is a predicted model, not a curated record. The transcript has 6 exons. Gene Ontology annotation, molecular function: oxidoreductase activity; molybdenum ion binding. The coding region runs from base 1 to 3219 and encodes 1072 amino acids.